AAUUUUUCACUUGUGGAAUCAGCCUGAGUAUUUGGUGUUAGAGGUGAUGGCGUUGAUUUAUAAACUUCCACAAAUCAGUGCCCGUAUGGCAAACAUGCUGCUCCUCAUCGUGGUGCUAUUACAGGCUGCUCUGCCCUUCGCCCAAGACCAGUCCAGUAUAUUCUCGCGCGGCUUGGCUAAAUUCUCCAACAACGUGUACACCAAGCUUGUAGCAGACAACCCCAAUGACAACAUCAUUUUCUCACCCUUCUCAAUCCAAACCUGUGCAGCCAUGGCGCGCUUAGGAGCCAGCGGCAGAACAGCAGCCCAAUUGGAUCGCGGUCUUAAUCUGAUUUCCAAUAAUGCGGUAGAGAUUGCGGAGAGUUUCCACAAAGUACUAGCAGCAUUCGAAAAAAGUAGCGUUCUUCGCAUUGCCAACAAAAUCUACAUCAAGACUGGCUAUCAGCUGAGGGAUGAGUUUAGUUCACUAAUCUUCAAAAAGUUUCUAUCCGGUGUCGAGCCUAUAGACUUUACCCAAAAUGAAAAGGCUGCACGUGAAAUUAAUUCCUGGGUGGAACAACGAACCGAAAACCUUAUAAAAGAUCUGAUUUCACCAAGUGAUUUGGAUGAAAAUACGCAAUUGGUGUUGAUCAAUGCAGUACACUUUAAGGGAACCUGGGCCCAUCAAUUCCCAAAGAUUGACACCAGAAAUGAAAAGUUUUAUUUGAACAAUGACAAUAGCAUCAAAGUGCCCAUAAUGACAAUGAGGGAGAGAUUCAGAUAUGCGAAACUAGAUUUUCUUGAUGCCACUGCACUGGAAUUGCCCUACGAAGACUCAGACUGGUGCCUGCUAAUUUUGUUGCCUAAUAGGAAGACUGGUUUGCCACAUCUGGAGAGGAAACUUCGCGGAACUCAGCUUUCUCAAAUUAGGGAAAAACUCUACUUGACCGAAGUAACUGUGAAACUGCCAAAGUUCAAAUCUGAAUUCAAGGUGGAGUUGAAAAACACUUUUGAGCAGCUGGGAAUGUCCGAAAUGUUCUCGGAUAAUGCUGACUUUAGCAGAAUGAUCACAAGUCCGAAGCAGUUAAAAGUGUCGAAUAUCUUUCACAAGGCUGUUAUCGACGUUAAUGAAAGGGGCACUGAGGCAGCUGCAGCCACAUCAAUUGUAGCUACACCUGUCUCAGCACUCGUAAUACCGUGGGCGAAAGAAUUCUUUGCAGACCAUCCAUUCAACUACUAUAUCAUCAAUAAACAGAGUACUGUGCUCUUUGCUGGAAAGCUACUUAAUUUAAUUUUGCACUUCUGGAAUCAACUUGAGUAUUUGGUGUUAGAGGUGAUGGCGUUGAUUUAUAAACUUCCACAAAUCAGUGGCCAUAUAGCAAAAAUGCUGCUCCUGAUCCAGGCCCUAUUACAAGGCCAAGACCAGUCCAAUAUAUUCUCGCGCGGCUUGGCUAAAUUCUCCAACAACGUGUACACCAAGCUUGUAGCAGACAACCCCAAUGACAACAUCAUUUUCUCACCCUUCUCAAUCCAAACCUGUGCAGCCAUGGCGCGCUUAGGAGCCAGCGGCAGAACAGCAGCCCAAUUGGAUCGCGGUCUUAAUCUGAUUUCCAAUAAUGCGGUAGAGAUUGCGGAGAGUUUCCAGAAAGUACUAGCAGCAUUCGAAAAAAGUAGCGUUCUUCGCAUUGCCAACAAAAUCUACAUCAAGACUGGCUAUCAGCUGAGGGAUGAGUUUAGUUCACUAAUCUUCAAAAAGUUUCUAUCCGGUGUCGAGCCUAUAGACUUUACCCAAAAUGAAAAGGCUGCACGUGAAAUUAAUUCCUGGGUGGAACAACGAACCGAAAACCUUAUAAAAGAUCUGAUUUCACCAAGUGCUUUGGAUGAAGAUACGCAAUUGGUGUUGAUCAAUGCGGUACAUUUUAAGGGAACCUGGGCCCAUCAAUUCCGAAAGAUUAACACCAGAAAUGAAAAUUUCUAUUUAAACAAUGACAAUAGCAUCAAAGUACCCAUGAUGAAAUUGACGGAGAGUUUCAGAUAUGCGGAACUAGAUUUUCUUGAUGCCACUGCACUGGAACUGCCCUACAAAGACUCGGACUGGUCCCUGCUGAUUUUGUUGCCUAAUAGGAAGACUGGUUUGCCACAAUUGGAGAGGAAACUUGGCAGAACUCAGCUUUCCCAAAUUAGGAAAGAACUUUACUCGACCGAUGUAAUUGUGAAACUGCCAAAGUUCAAAUCAGAAUUCAAGGUGGAGUUGAAAAACACUUUUGAGCAGCUGGGAAUGUCCGAAAUGUUCUCGAAUAAUGCUGACUUUAGCAGAAUGAUCACAAGUCCGGACCAGUUAAAAGUGUCGAAAAUCUUUCACAAGGCUGUUAUCGACGUCAAUGAAAGGGGCACUGAGGCAGCUGCAGCGACAGCAUUGAUCGUCGAACUUACGAGUCUUCCCAUACCCCCACAGAAGCCGAAAAAUUUCUAUGCGGACCAUCCAUUUAACUACUAUAUCAUCAAUAAUCAGAGUACUGUUCUUUUUGCUGGAAAGCUACUUAAUCCUUAAGGAAAAGGGAAUUUAUAAUAUAAUAUUUAAUCUGAUUAAUAUCAAUAAACGCAAUC
Molecule: messenger RNA, 2586 nt
Organism: Drosophila sulfurigaster albostrigata
Lineage: Eukaryota; Metazoa; Arthropoda; Insecta; Diptera; Drosophilidae
Exons: 8
Coding region: 47-2530 (827 amino acids)
Molecular function (GO): serine-type endopeptidase inhibitor activity
Source: RefSeq, a predicted model, not a curated record